GUGCGGGCCGGCGGGGCCCGGGAACCUCCGCUGGGGCCGUCGCCCGGGCCAGUCCAUAUGAGGAGGCAGCCGCCGCCGCCGGGCCCCGCCAGCGCCAUGUCGGAGCGGCCCGGCAAAGCCGCCUGCCUCAUCAUCGCCAGCGCGGCCGCCGGGGGUGUGUCUGCCCAAUCCUUUCUUCAUUCUUUUACACUGGCUAGCGCUGCUUUUAAUCUACAAGUUGCCACUCCAGGGGGGAAGCUAAUUGACUUUGUCGAUGUGAAUGAGAGCAACAUGCGUUGGAUACAGGACUUCCGAAUGAAAUCUUAUGCAAAUCCUGCCAAGUUGGAGACAAUUGAUGGUGCCAGAUACCAUGCCCUGUUGAUUCCUAACUGUCCUGGGGCUUUGACUGACCUUGCAAACAAUGGAUACCUAGCUAGGAUAUUGCAGCACUUCAGCAAUGAGAACAAGCCUAUUUGUGCUGUGGGACAUGGAGUUGCUGCUUUAUGCUGUGCCACAAAUGAGGAUAAAUCGUGGGUAUUUCAGGGAUACAGCCUGACAGGGCCCUCUGUGUAUGAGCUGAUAAGGCAGCCCAGUUUUGCCAGUUUGUCCAUUAUUGUGGAGGACUUUGUGAAAGAUUCUGGAGCUACCUUUAGCGCCAGCAAGCCAGAUGCCGUACACAUAGUUCUGGACAGGCACCUUGUUACAGGACAGAAUGAGAAUUCCACUGUUAUAGCAGUCCAGAACCUUAUUCUUCUCUGCAAUGGCAGCAGGAAAUGAAGGAGCAGGCCUCCUUGUAGCUGGGAUGGAUGAAGAGCCAGAGAGACUGAAGGCUUUCUUGUCUGUGAAGGGGAUGUCUUGCAGAUGGAGAGGGCCAUCAGCACUUCUGUUGACUCGGCGAUCAUGAAGAGGCAGUACCAAUGUACGUGCAGAGUGGAUAAAGCUUGUGAACAAGAAAGCAUUAACGUGUAUCACUCCUUAAAGAUGAUCCUGAAAUAGUCUCACUUAUCUUUCUGGUAGUGAAACCUUUCUUGCAGAUUUUCUCCCCCCUGCCCUUGAAAAAAGAAGUAGAUUUUACAUGGGAAAACAUCCUAAAAAGAGCAUUUAUAUUUAUAGUAUCAACACUUCUCCUUGUGCUAAAGGGCAAAGACCCCACUCCAGGGCUAUAUAAUGCCAGCCCUAGUUGGGAACGUGGUAAUUCAGCUCCAUAGCAAAACAGUUCUGGAAUACUCUCAAUUUAGGGCCAUUCAUUUAUCAGCUGGUGCCUGUGGUUCAGAUAUCAAACUCCACAAUUAAUUCUGCAUUGAAUUGCAGUUUGAAGCCUAUUCUAGCCCUCUGUCCAAUGAGUCACAAAGUUGGCUCCAGACUCUUUAAAUGGAUUUUUGAAAGUGUGACAGAUUUGAGAUUUAAAGGAAAAUGCUUAGAUAAAUCCUGCAUGAGUGCAACUGAACAAUUGAGUCUGAAGCAGCUCACCUUGGUGAUACCAUUGACAUAAUGUGCUCUUUUCUCGUUGUGUAUUCAGGUUAAUGCACUUCUGUAAAAAAUCUACUCAAAGGUUGUUUUAAAGGACCCUCUAAAAAGUCAUUUGCAGUACUGUCUUGUGCAGCAUGUAUUAUGAAUUUGUAUUGUUUGGAUUGUCAGAAAUAUUGAUCUCUGGCAAAUACAGUGUCAUUGUCUGUUCUUGGAAUUAAUUUUAUUACUGAAGUAAAAAUGUAGAAAUGAAUUUACUUGGACCAAAUAGAUUUCAUCCUGUACGUAGUUUCUUAGCAGAUCAAUGACUCAUUCUCUUUGCAUUUCAUAUUGAGCAUGUCAUUUGUUCCUUUCCAUCCAUUUUAAAAAUGAAAGGGGACAGUCAGACCAUGAAGAAGGGUUUUCCCUCCACCUUAGUCCUAACCAUGCGAAAGUGUUUGCUGGAAGAUGGAUACAUUCAUGGUUGGUUUUUUUUCCAUGACUGAAAUUGAGACCACCCUUUUCUGCAGUAUUUUCCAGGGAGCAGGACUCAUAAAGUUUCUCCUGAUUACGUUUUUCCUUAAAGGGAGCAUGAGAUGCUGUAAUCAUAAUCAUCAGGCAGACCAGCCUUGUUUCCUUUUCUGAGGGGAAAUGUUUAUUAGCUCUACUUGCUCAAAACUGCUGUGUGAGUUUAAAUAAUCUGCCAUGGGGUUUCUAGGAUUUCUGGCUGUGUUAUAAACUGAAGUCCUGCUUUCAGAUUUGCACUUAUGAUGGAAAUGUUGGUUAAAUCUUCAUCCCUGUCACAGCUCCUGUCAAGGAUUUUCUUUUAGUUCUCUGCUGCCAGAACAUACAUCUCAGCUGCAGUUUUCAGUGGACCUUCCAGUGACAUGAUGUGGAACAUCUAUUUCAUUAGCAUGUAGAGGUCCAGACUGAGGCCAUGUCUAGACUACAAAAUUAAGCCAACCUUAUUUACAUCAGGAUACAGUCAUUGCGGUAAUUACAUCGCUUGUGUGUGUUUACACUUUGCUACUUAUGUCAGCGGUGCACGUCCUCACCAGGAGCGCUUGCACCAGUUGAACUAUCAGUGUGGGGCAGUGUGGAACAGCCAGCAACAGUCAAUGUAAGCAACAGUGUCUGCACACACUGUGUUGACCUAACUAAAUCAACAUUGACUCUGCGCCUCUCAUGGAGGUCGAGUUAAGUCAGUGUAACGGGCCAGUUACGUCUGUGGAAGCGAAAUUUUACUGUAGAUGCUUAUAUAGGUCACUGUAAGCUGUUUUGCGUCUACCUAACUCUAGAAUAGACCAGGACUGAGAUUGGGGCCCUGUUGUACUGGUUGAUGUAUUCACACAGAGCAAGAGAGAGGCUCUCCCCAAAGAAUUUACAGUCUAAAUAGACAAAACGGACGCCCUAUCCACUAGACCAGAGGUUCUCAAACUGGGAGGUGGGCCCCUGCGUGUGGGGGGAGGGGAAGGACAGCAGACUGUAUUUGGGGGGAGGGGCGAAUGAGCUGCUUUAGGGGGAACAAACUUACUGUGCACAUUUUACCCACAGCAAUAAAUAACUAGCAAAGCUGAUUCCUCCAGACAUCGUAGCUCCUCAGAUGGCGCUGUGCAUAUUGAUGGAUUUUGUUAACCUUGCAUUAUACAAAGUUGUUGUCAUCUGUAUGUUAAUCUGUUUGCUACGACACGGCAUGCACAUUUCAUUGUAAGCAUCGACCACAAUCGCUGUUUUGCUUUUGCUCUUAUUACAAUGGAUUGUUGGCUCUGUUUGGAUCAAAGCCUUAUUUGUUUUUAAUAUUUAAGUGAGAGCUGCAUAUUGUUUUUUUUAUUGUUGUGUGUGUGUGUGUGUGUGUAUGUGUGUAUGUAUAUAUAUAUAUAUAUAUAUAUAUAUAUAUAUAUAUAUAUAUAUAUAUAUAUAUAUAUAUAUAUACACUUGUGUAGCAGGAGGAGGGGGCAUAAACUACUACAGACACAAGGGGGGCACAAUCAAACAAGUUUGAAAAAUACUGCACCAGUCUACACUGCCUCCCCUAUCUCUCUAGCAUGUUCCCAGCUUUGAUAGUCCAUAUUCCUGCCUCUCCCUUCAUUUCCCCCCUUUCUCUCCCCCAUUUAAAAGCAGUUGAGAGAAACCUAGUUCUCUAAGGGCAGGAAACUGAAACUUGCUCUCAAGACUGCCAAUCUUUUCUGCUUUUAUUUUUCUUAUUGAAACAUUUAGGGGCCAGUAGAGAAGACUUGUAAUUUCACCAAGGCUCAUUUCACCCAAAAUUAGAGUCCCAAGUACUAUUUUUUCCCCCAGUGACAGCUUGAACUAGAAGUGUGAUGGCAAGAACUUGUGGUUUUGAAAGCGCAAAGUGAAACGUAACUUAAUUCAAAAUGGUUUUUGAUUGAUUUGGGUAGUAAACUGGGUUCUAUUUCAAGCUGUGCCUUGGGCUUCCUAUCUGAUUUUGUGCAAACUUAUUAACAUCUCAGUUCCCCAUCUGGAAUAAGGGACUACAACCACGUUGCCAGCUCAGGGGAGUGCUGAGGCUUGAUUCCUAAUUGGCAAUGUGUUUGGUGACCCUUGGAUUGAAGAUGCUAGAUGAGCUCAAAGUAUUAAAAAGGUAACUGUCCAUCGUAACACUUCCUGUUGUAGCUGCUUAUGUGUUUUUUUGACUCUUGUGACUAUCUACUAAACUUUGUAUGCACCUGUACGAGGAAGUUUUCCAGGUUAAUCAUUGUAAAAAAUAUGUAUAUGUUAAAUGUACUACAUAAUAUUUUUGAGUGCCUCCUUGUUCUCACAUUAAGGGACUAGAUGAAGAGGCGUCUUCCCUAUUUUUCAUUAUUCCCUCACGUGUGCCCUUUUUCUUUCUGAUCUAAAUAGUCCCCAUAUUGGAGCCAUUUUUAUUGCAAAACAGGGAGUAGGCAUUUCAUGCCCUAGCAAGAAGUGGCUGGAUAGGUGAUGCAUAAUGUCUGCUUGCACUGUCUGAUGAAAAAAGAACAUUGGCUGUUUGGUAGUGACCUGAUUUCUAAUAGCAAAGCAAGUAAGUGAUUUUGAGAAGGAAACCUCACCCUAAUGUGCAUGGUGGACUAGCAAGUGACAGCCUUAGAAAUUUUAGUGACAAAUAAUGAACAACUGAUGCUGACCCUAUUUUUAAAAAAUAUAGUUUUCAUACAAUAUGACCAAUUUAAACUCAGGGCUGUAGACGGUGCUAGGUUGAUGGAAGAAUUCUUCCAUUGACCUAGCUACCGCCUCUCAGGGAGGUGGAUUUACCACUACAGUGAUGGAAGAACUCCUCCUGUCACUGUAGUGAGUGUCUACACUGGGGUGGAAAGAAUGUCAGGCUGUCUUACAAAACAUGUCCAAAGAGCAUGUUAGCUUUGGGAGGAGUCUUCCUGUUCUUUGGACACUGGAUAAAAGUGCAAGGACACUAGCUUCUGCUGAGUGGAGCAAUGAAAGGGGUAACGGGAUGAAAAAGGGGUAAAGGUAACCACAAAGGAAGCUGCAGAUACUGCUUGGCUCAGGCUUUUUUAAAUUUUGGAAGAAAUCCUGGACUGAGAAAACAUUGCAGUGAUUUCAGAUGGUGAAAUAUAUUUGAUUUAUUUAGAAAUGCAGUUGCUGUAUCAUUGAAUUACUAAAAUAUGUUAGGGUGAACGUUGUUACGAAAGUUAGUGCCAUUUAUCCCCUCCUCUCCCUCACACAUACCGGAGUACAGAGAGCUGAUAUCACUUUUAAUCAGCUUCCAUCUCAUGACACACUCUCCUGUCCCCUCGCCUCUGGAGGGGCUGAUAGUCUCAUAGUUACAGGUUUCAUAAUUGAAGAACUAUUGGAAAAUGUUUUCAAACAGCAAUAUGUCUCUUGAAUUUGCUUCUCAAAUGCAUAUAUGGUAUGUUCUUGGUACCAAAACUACUGGUGUGUUUAACAUUCCCAUUCAUUUUGAAAUUAGUUAAAUGCAAACAAAGUUGAAGUACAGGCACAGAAAGAAAUGAAAGGUUAAGUCAUUGUUAUGUGCCCAGCUAUGGGAGCAUUUCUCAGCUGUCCCUUAUUUAGUCCCAAAGUUAAACAUGUUCCACACAAAUUUGGCAUCCCCCUCAUUUUAUUGUUGAAAGUGUAUUUACAGCAGAAAUAAAUAAUCAUGAAACUGCAGUUGUGGAAAGAGUGUUGCUAAAAAAAAAAAAAUCCCAUGACAUUUUAAGUUUCCUCCCUGAAUAAUUUUUGACCCUUUUUGAAUCUGCCACACGUUGUGUUAUGCAGAGUAUUGUUCUGUGUUUGGGUCUUGGCAGGUUGAGAAGUAUGCAUAGUAGGUAUCUCAGUUCUCGCAUCCAAGCAGCGACCUUUAUUAUGUGUCAAGUUUCCAGCAUUAGAGACUUACAUUUGUCCCUAUGCCUCACAAAUGGCAAGUGUACUUUUACUAUUGUAAAAAUGUCAUAAAACAGUGCCGGUGUCACUCUAAAUAAAAGGGUCUCACAUUGUCUGAA
This is a messenger RNA of Malaclemys terrapin pileata, 5882 nucleotides long. RefSeq names its product glutamine amidotransferase-like class 1 domain-containing protein 1. The transcript has 8 exons. Lineage: Eukaryota; Metazoa; Chordata; Testudines; Emydidae. Bases 58 to 756 code for a protein of 232 amino acids. The record is from RefSeq and is a predicted model, not a curated record.